Salvelinus fontinalis (brook trout) is the source of this 5843-nucleotide messenger RNA. Its product is annotated as zinc finger protein 121-like. Lineage: Eukaryota; Metazoa; Chordata; Actinopteri; Salmoniformes; Salmonidae. The transcript is spliced from 6 exons. Gene Ontology annotation, biological process: negative regulation of transcription by RNA polymerase II; regulation of immune system process; regulation of cytokine production. The record is from RefSeq and is a predicted model, not a curated record. Bases 488 to 2137 code for a protein of 549 amino acids.
CGGAUGGUGUUAGUGGGGGAACAGGAAGUUCCGGACAGAAGCGAACCAUUCUCCAGUGUAAAGAAAGUGCCAGAACGGUGCAGUCAAGAAGAUAACAAUCGUGUCCUUUUCUAUUUAUUACUACAGGGAUGUAAUAACACGUUUAAACAUUCUAAUAUCGGAAGAACAUGUCAUACCAUUUUAGGUAACACAUCCGUUAAUGUAUUAUCACGUUUGGUAAAGGUUUGAUGUGUUAUUUUUGUGUCAAGCCGAGUGAAAACGUGAUAACGUUAACUAUUUUACAAGUUACAUAGUUAGAGCCUUUGGGGUUUGUCUGAGUGGGUGUACAUCGUUUUCUCAAGGCCGACUCAGGUCAAGUCUGAAGCCGGUAACAUCAACAGUGAGGACAAACCCAGCCUGCCUCUCUCCUUCCACACUGACUCCUAACCUACAGUCACUGGGUCCUGAUUGUGACAGUCGAGCCCAGUUUGCACUGGAGGAUCCAGAGAUGGCAUCAGUGAAGCUGGAAGACUGCAGUCAAACAAUGGAGCUGAAUGUCAACAUUAAAGAGGAAGAAGAGGAGGAAAAGAUUGGGACGUCUGUUAGUCAUGGUAUGAGGCCGGUAACAUCAACAGUGAGGACAACCCCAGCCCGCCUCUCUCCUUCCACACUGAGUCCAAACCUACAGUCACUGGGUCCUGAUAAUGACUCUGGAGGCCAGUUUUUACAGCAGGAUCCAGAGAUGGCAUCAGUGAAGCUGGAAGACUGCAGUCAAACACUGGAGCUAAAUGUCAACAUUAAAGAUGAAGAGGAGGAGAAGAUUGGGAAAUCUGUUUCUCAUGGACGACUAGAAUUAAGUCUGAAGCCGGUAACAUCAACAGUGAGUACAAACCCAGCCUGCCUCUCUCCUUCCACACUGAGUCCAAACCUACAGUCACUGGGUCCUGAUUGUGACAGUGGAGCCCAGUUUGCACUGCAGGAUCCAGAGAUGGCAUCAGUGAAGCUGGAAGACUGCAGUCAAACACUGGAGCUGAAUGUCAACAUUAAAGAUGAAGAAGAGGAGGAGAAGAUUGGGACGUCUGUUAGUCAUGGUAUGAGGCCGGUAACAUCAACAGCGAGGACAACCCCAGCCUGCCUCUCUCCUUCCACACUGAGUCCAAACCUACAGUCACUGGGUCCUGAUAAUGACAGUGGAGGCCAGUUUUUACAGCAGGAUCCAGAGAUGGCAUCAGUGAAGCUGGAAGACUGCAGUCAAACAAUGGAGCUGAAUGUUGACAUUAAAGUUGAAGAAGAGGAGGAGAAGAUUGGGAAGUCUGUUAGUCAUGGAGACCAUGUUGAGACAUUCUCUACAUCCAGAGAGCAACAGCAGGAAGAUCAUGGAGCUAAGAGGUCUCACCACUGCCCACAUUGUGAUGAGAUUUUCCCAAUUCUAUCAAAGCUAAAAAUACACCUAAAAAUACACCUAGGAGAGAAUCGGUAUUCCUGUACUGACUGUGGGAAGAGAUUCACAACAUCAAGGACUCUGACAGUUCAUCAGAGAGUGCACACUGGAGAGAAGCCUUACUCCUGCCCUGACUGUGGAAAGGUUUUCUCUCGACUGGGCCACUUAAAAAGACAUGAACAUAUACAUACAGGAGUGAAGCCUUACUCUUGCUCUGACUGUGUAAAAUGCUACACAACACCAACUGAGCUAGAACUUCAUCAGAGAGUGCACACUGUAGAGAAGCCUUACUCCUGCUCUGACUGUGGGAAGAGUUUCUCUCGACAGGGUUUUUUAAAAGCACAUGAACUUAUACAUACAGGAGUGAAGCCUUAUUCCUGCUCUGACUGUGGGAAGAUGUUCUCUCAACUGGGCAACUUAAAAACACAUGAACGUAUACAUACAGGAGUGAAGCCUUACUCCUGCUCUGACUGUGUAAAAUGCUUCACAACAUCAACUGAGCUAAAAGUUCAUCAGAGAACACACACAGGAGAGAAGCCUUACUCCUGCUCUGACUGUGUAAAAUGUUUCACAACAUCAACUGAGCUAAAAGUCCAUCAGAGAACACACACAGGAGAGAAGCCUUACUCCUGCUCUGACUGUGGAAAGAGUUUCUCUCAAUUGUGCCACUUAAAAAGACACCAACGUAAACAUAAAGGAGAGAAGCCUUACCACUGAUCUGACUGUAGAAAAUGUUUUAAAACAACAGCUGAGCUAAAAGGUCAUCAGAGAACAGACACAGGAGAGAAGCCUUACUACUCCUCUUAAUUUGCCAAGAGUAACUCAAGUAAAAGUCUAAAGGUAUUUGGUUUUAAAUAUACCUUAGUAUCAAAAGUAAAAGUGAAUAAUUUCAAAUUCCUUAAAUGAACCUCUAACCGGGACGGUUGUUGAUAACGUGCUCCAAUGUGACUAAAAUGAUGUUGGUCCCGUGUGGCUCAGUUGGUAGAGCAUGGCGCUUGCAACGCCAGGGUUGUGGGUUCAAUUCCCACGGGGGGACCAGGGUUCUAUUCCCACGGGGGGACCAGGAUGAAUAUGUAUGAACUUUCCAAUUUGUAAGUCGCUCUGGAUAAGAGCGUCUGCUAAAUGACUUAAAUGUAAAGUAAAUGUAUACAACAGCCAACUUUCCAGGACAUAGACAUUUCUUUAUAUAGGCAGAAAGCUUAAAUUCGUGUUAAUCUUCUGCAGUGUCCACUUUAACAGUAGCUAUUACAGUGAAAAAAUACCAUGCUAUUGUUUGAGGAGAGUGCACAACAACUUUUAUCAUGGCAACUGGUUUAAUACAUCACCUCUGAAGGUCAAUAAUGUACUUACAUUUAGUAAUCUUGCUCUGAUUUGUCAUCCUGAGGCUCCCAGAGAUAAAAUGUAGCAAAGUUUAAUUUGCUAAAAUCUAUUUUUAUAUUCAAAUGUAGGAACUGGGUUCUACAUUUUGAACACCUGCUGGCUCUGGCACCACACCCACCCUGCCCGGCCAACUAGAUGUGUGAAAGUUUGUGUAUAAGCUAAUGAUCCAUCAUGUAGACAUUCCUGGCAGUGUGUAAACUUAAAUUUUUUAUAACCAUAGCAUUUUUGUAUGUUCUCUAUAGUUUUGUACUUAAAUGUAUCAAUUGACCAAUUCAGCACAUUUGGGGAACCUCCUGGCAGACUUGAUACAGUGCAGUAAUGUAAUUCUUCCCUGGAUCAGGCAGAACCUUUGCACACUGCUGCUGUCUGGUGGCCAAAAUCUAAAUUACACCUACAGCCAAUUGUAAACUGGGGAUUAUUAGGUGAUCAUGAUGGUUUGAGGGCCAUAUUGGGAAUAACACCCCUACUCUUACAAUAAGUGCCAUGGGAUCUUUAAUGACCUCAGCGUCGGGACACUGGUUUUAAUGUCCCCCUACACAGUGCCCUGGGGCAUUGGGAUAUUUUUUUAGACCAGAGAAAAGAGUGCCUCCUACUGGCCCUCCAACACCACUUCCAGCAGCAUCUGGUCUCCCAUCCAGGGACUGACCAGGACCAACCCUGCUUAGCUUCAGAAGCAAGCCAGCAGUGGUAUGCAGGGUGGUAUGCUGCUGGCUGUAUGGCCGUUCUCUUGCAUUUCAAAGAAGAAAAAGAAAAACACAUGUUUUUGUGUUUGUAUUAUCUUUUACCAGAUCUAAUGUAAUAUUCUCCUAAAUUAAUUUCACAUUUCCACAAACUUCAAAUGGUAUCAAGAAUAUGCAUAUCCUUGCUUCAGGUGCUGAGCUACAAACAGUUAGAUUUGGGUAUGUCGUUUUAGGCAAAAAAAUUAAAAGGUGUACGCUCCUUAAGAAGUUUUUAAGCAAACCAGACAGCACAAUUGUGUUUUAUUUUUUAUAUUACGGAUAACCAGGGGCACACUCCAACACCAUUUACAAGCAAAGCAUUUGUGUUUAGUGAGUCUGCCAGAUCAGAGGCAGUAGGGAUGACCAGGGAUGUUAUCUUGAUAAGUGCGUGAAUUGGACCAUUUUCUGUCCUGUUAAUCAUAAAAAAUGUAAUGAAUACCCUUGUGUCAGGGAAAAUGUAUGGAUUAAAAAGUAUUAUUUACUCUAGGAAUUUAGUGAAAUAAAAGUAAAAGUUGUCAAAAAUAUAAAUAGUAAAGUACAGAUACUACUUAAGUAAAAAUGAUUUAAAUAACUAUUUAAGUACUUUACACCACUGCCUGCAUCCAUGCUGUGUGUCAGCAUUGCAGGCUGGUGGUGUGGGGUGUUUUUUCAGGGCACAAAUUGGGCCCCUUGAUAAAAGUUUGAAAGCAUCCCUUAAUGGCAGCAGUGUAUCCAUCUGCAAAUGGAUUCUUUCAGCAGGAUUAUGUCUUAUGCCACAAGGUUUGUCCAGGCAUGGUUCCAAGAACAUUACUUCUUUGUCCAUCUGUGGGAGGAGAAGGAACGAGCUAUUCGGAGUAGAUCCACUCUCAGCCAACUUGACACAAUUGUAGGAAGCAUUGGAGUCAACAUGGAUCAGAGUCCCUGUGGAACGCACUCGACACCUUGGACAGUCCAUGCCCCGACGAAUUGAGGCUGUUCUGAGGACAAAGGGGGGUGCAACUCAAUAUUAGGAAGGUGUUUCAAAUAUUUUGUACUAGGGAUGCACCGAUAUGGCAUUUUUGGCCAAUAUGAUAUCUGAUAUUUUCCUUGCCAAAAGACCGAUACUGAUAUUUAACAUUUUAGCGGCCUUUUAAGCAUUCUAGUACAGUUAAAUAGUUAACACACACACGUACGCAGCGGUCUGCAAGAGGCGUCACUACAGCCCCUGGUUUGAAUCCAGGCUGUAUCACAUCCGGACGUGAUUGAGAGUCGCAUAGGGCUGCGCACAAUUGGCCCAGUGUUGCCCGGGGUAGGCCAUCAUUGUAAAUAAGAAUUUUGUUCUUAACUGAUAUGGUGUAAUGAUCAGUUUUUCACAUUAGUUUGGGUGGAUUAUUUUAUUACUAAACAACUUUUGUUUAAUGAUAAACAAGCUUUGAAUCAACUAAUAGUUUAUUAAAUUGACUUUGUAACAGUAUUUUUAUUGGAAUUUCACAAUUUUCACCCAUAAAAGUGAAUUACAGUGCAAUUCUGAAAUACAUAGAUCACCACCAUUCUAAGAGAAUCCUUGCAGCAUAAUAGGUGAUACCUCAGGUUCUAGGUAAUUUAGAUAGGGUUCCCAUACUUUGUAGAACUGAUCUGUUUUAGAAUGCAAUGUACAUGUCAGAUAUUCCAAUGGCACCCAUUUAAAUAGUAUCUUAUGCCAAUCUUUAAUAGAAGGAACCUUAUCACUAAUCCACUAUAAAAGGAUGUUUUUCCUCGCUGCGAAGGUAAGGAUGUUGUAAAGCCUCCUCUUACCCACAGAAGUAACAUGCCUACUAGGGAGACCUAACAGUAACGAAACUGGGUCUAAUUCUAGAUCAACCCCUAGGAUCUUUUCAAUUUCUUGCAGAACACCAGACCAGUAUCGUUGUAUUUUGGUACAUGACCAUAAACAAUGUGUUAGGGUGCCUGUAUCAGUGUUACAUUUAAGACACUGAGGAGAAGAGGAAGAGGGGCUAAAAGCAUGUCUGCGAUUUGGGGAUAUAUGUAAUCUGUAUUAUUCUUAAUUAAUUUGCUCUAGUACGAUUACAUAUAUUGUUUUUGCAUAUCUCCAAAUGUCCUCAAACAUCUCUUCGUCAAUAGUAACAGACAAUACAUUCUCCCACACUUGUUUCACCCUCUGUGUGUCGACAGCAGAAAAGGACCUUAAAGCAUCAUUUGUGGGGAAAAAAAGCAUUCUUUCAAUGACAGAUAUCAGGGUUGCCAAUUAAGGUGGUGCUCUUCAGAAUAUAAUGUCUUACUUGUAGGAAGCGGAAAAAGUCCUGCUUUGGGAGUCGAUAUUUCUUGAUCAUCUGCUCAAAUGACAAUAAAAUCUUAUCAGCAAAUAA